Messenger RNA from Bipolaris zeicola 26-R-13, 609 nucleotides. RefSeq lists its product as uncharacterized. The coding region runs from base 1 to 609 and encodes 202 amino acids. The record is from RefSeq and is a predicted model, not a curated record. The transcript is spliced from 3 exons. NCBI's taxonomy places the organism in Eukaryota, Fungi, Ascomycota, Dothideomycetes, Pleosporales, Pleosporaceae.
AUGUCCUCCUCCAACCCAAACUUCCCCCCAGCCCCCUAUGAAUCCGGCACACACAUCGCACCCCCUCCGCGUCCCCCAUCCCCCGCAACUGCGGGCUACAGCUUAAACCACUUCAUGAUGCGCAUCAAAGACCCACAAAAGACCCUACGAUUCUACUGCGACUGCCUCGGCAUGCACGUCGUCUUCAUAUUUAACGCCGGACCAUGGGUUAUAUACUAUCUCGGGGGACGAGACGUGAACAUGCAAAACAUCCGCCAAAAACAAGGUCUCCUAGAACUCUACCACAUCCCCGCUGACAUAUCGACCCCCUACGUCUCCGGCAACGACUACUCCGCCCCGGGAGUCGGCUUCGGACAUAUAGGCUUUACAGUGCCCAAUGUGGAUGAGGCGACGAAGCGCGUGCAGGAGUUUGGGUUUGAAGUUAUUAAGCCGUUGGAUCAGGCAAGGGAGGACCAGAUGGCGGUUCCUGACGAGGUGGUGCAGGGAAAGUGGGGGGAGGUGGUGGAGGGAUACAAGAAUGUGUUUAGGCAGUUGACGUUUGUGAAGGAUCCGGAUGGUUAUUGGGUUGAACUUAUUCCGCCAAAGUUUAAAGCGUUGGGCGAAGAGUAG